Messenger RNA from Branchiostoma belcheri (Belcher's lancelet), 1175 nucleotides. Its product is annotated as leucine-rich repeat-containing protein 20-like. Gene Ontology annotation, molecular function: protein binding. The coding region runs from base 262 to 843 and encodes 193 amino acids. The record is from RefSeq and is a predicted model, not a curated record. NCBI's taxonomy places the organism in Eukaryota, Metazoa, Chordata, Leptocardii, Amphioxiformes, Branchiostomatidae. The transcript has 4 exons.
GAACAGCCCAAGUUCCUAGCCGGGUCAGAGGUCACAAACAUGGCGGCUGAAUAAACGUCGUCUGCAGCUGAGGACUAAAUUUGGGCAACAAACGCCGAGAGUUAAAUACCUGGAGCUACAAAUUGACUCUGGACUGGACCAAGCACAAACCAGCAACAAGGGACCACGUCUAGCGAGAUAUUAAACGUUAAAUAAGGACAGAAAUAGCGACAACAUGCAGUAGCUUACCGUACCCAGCGUGUGUUCCGGAGGUUACUAAGAAUGGCCGCAGCUUCCGUAACGCGGGUUGUGCGGCGGUGUGAGGAGGCGAAAUCCGACGGCAACCUGGACCUUGCCUCCUGUGAGCUGACUAGUUUCCCCGUGUUUGUUACAGACCUGGCCUCCUGUGAGCUGACUAGUUUCCCAGUUGCCGUGUACCAGCUACUGAGGAACACAGAAGUGCACUGCUGCAUUCUGAACAGCAACCUGCUCAAGCUGCUGCCCAAAAGGCUCCCUGCACAGUUCCCUCAUCUGCAAGAGCUGCAGCUGUCCAGGAACCAGCUGCAGAGUCUGCCUGCAGAACUUCAGCAGCUGCAGCAGCUGCAGAGGCUCGACAUCUCGCACAACCGCUUCUCCAUCUUUCCUGAGGCUGUGUUCCAGCUGAAGGCUCUUGUCAGUCUGAAUGCUAGCAACAAUGCCAUCGUGGGGGUUGAUGUUGGGAAGCUGGGUGGGAUGGAGUCGGUAGCAGACGUGGACCUCCAGGCAAACCCGCUCGCCGAGGCUGUUCACAAUGACCUUCAGCAACUACCCAGGCCCAAGGUCACGGUCAGCCCCUGGGAGGAACACUUCCAGGACAUGGAGUAGCCCCUCACUUCCAUAUAAGGACAUGGAGUAACCCCUCACUUCCAGGACAUGGAGUAGCCCCUCACUUCCAUAUAAGGACAUGGAGUAGCCCCUCACUUCCAUAUAAGGACAUGGAGUAGCCCCUCACUUCCAGGACAUGGAGUAGCCCCUCAAUCCAGGACAUGGAGUAGCCCCUCACUUCCAUAUAAGGACAUGGAGUAGCCCCUCACUUCCAUAUAAGGACAUGGAGUAGCCCCUCACUUCCAGAACAUAUAGAAUAGCUGCAGUUACUGUUACAGUAGUAUUUUGUGAAUUAAAUGAAGACUUUGCGCUCUCCUGAAUAAAGAGACUCU